Messenger RNA from Pelodiscus sinensis (Chinese soft-shelled turtle), 1511 nucleotides. The record is from RefSeq and is a predicted model, not a curated record. NCBI's taxonomy places the organism in Eukaryota, Metazoa, Chordata, Testudines, Trionychidae.
UUUUCUUUUUAAUAAGAAGCAUUAAAAAUAGCAACAAAGAAGAGAGGCUUAUUGGAUGAACUCUGGGUUUUCAACUCUGUUUGGGAGAGGGAAUUCACGUUUGUAGAGAUAAAUGGAAAACCAAUGUGUCUUCUUUUAAAGAAAACAAAUCUGCAACGGCACCAUGAAUCUUGUCAUGCUGAGUUCAAAGACUUGUAUCCACCUGACAGCAAUUUAAGAAAAACAAAGAUACGUUCCUUAAAGGAAGAUUCAUGCACAUAUCAUCCAGGUGUACCAGUUUUUCAUGAUGCUCUAAAGGGCUGGUCAUGCUGUAAGAGAAGGACAACAGACUUUUCUGACUUCUUGAGCAUUGCGGGCUGUACAAAGGGUCUCCAUAAUAGUGAGAAACCCCCAGAGCCUGUGAAACCUGAAGUGAAAACUACCUCUGAGCGGAAGGAGUUAGCUGAUCUGAAACCUAAAUUUCAGGAGCAUAUAAUUCAAGCACCAAAACCAGUGGAAACGAUUAAUAGACCAAGCCCAGAUGAGCCAAUGACCAGUUUACAGCUGAAAGUAUCAGCUUCUCUGAAACAAGCACUAGAUAAACUGAAACUAUCAUCAGAGAAUGAAGAAGAAAAAAAAGAAGAGGAUAAUGAUGAGAUCAAAAUUGGGACCUCAUGUAAAAAUGGAGGCUGUUCAAAGACAUUUGAAGGACCACAGAGCACUGAAGAAAUAUGUAUAUACCAUUCUGGUGUACCUAUAUUCCACGAAGGGAUGAAGUACUGGAGUUGCUGUAAGAGAAAAACUUCUGAUUUUAAUACAUUUUUGUCUCAAGAAGGCUGCACGACAGGAACACAUGCAUGGACUAAAAAGGAUGCUGGGAAAAAAGUAGUUCCAUGCAGGCAUGAUUGGCAUCAAACUGGAGGUGAAGUGACUAUUUCAAUAUAUGCAAAAAAUUCACUUCCUGAACUUAGCCAUGUAGAAGCAAAUAGUACUAUGUUAAAUAUCCAUAUUAUAUUUGAAGGAGAUAAAGAAUUUGAUCGCAGUGUGAAAUUGUGGGGAGUAAUUGAUGUGAAGAGGAGUUAUGUAAACAUGACAGCUACAAAGAUUGAGCUCACUAUGAGGAAAGCAGAGCCCAUGUUAUGGGCAAGCCUUGAACUACCAAUGCCUAAGAUACAGCAAAAACAAAAUGAAGAUAUUACAGAUCAAGAAUGAAAUCCUAAAGAUAUAUAGACUGUUUCCUUAUCAUGAAGUGGUGACUUGCUACUGUAAUGCAUUUCUUUUUAAGACUUUUAUUUUCUAUAAGAUCACUUUUUACAAUAAUUCUUGCAUUCCAGAUCAGGGCAAACAAUCCAUUGUGUGAAAACCUCAUGCUUGAUCUAAUCAAGAGUGCAAGAUUUAUUGUAAAUUUAUUGAAGCUCAGUCCAUACUGUACACUAAUAUUUUUCAAGCAUCCUAUUUAGACUGGAGCUACCAGAGUAAUCGAUGUUGGACUAUACCUUUUUUUAUCUUGUUUCCUGUAAGGGUACACGAUA